CCGCCGCUCGCAGCGCGCUAUGGGAGUGAGCGCGGCCGUGGCCCUGGCAGCGGGCGGAGCGGCCCAUCUCUUGUGCGCGUGGCGGCGGCGCUGCCUUUCGGUUGCCCAAAUUCAGGCUGUACACCGCGAGAUAACCCCGGCUAAGUUUAAAACCCCGGCUAAGCCAGAAGAGCCAAAGUGGGACCUCGACAAGACCACUCCUCGCUCUCUCGGCCGAGAAUACUGCGCAAAUUCUGCGAGGUUUGAGCCUCGCGCCUCUCCGUUGCCGACCCCCGGCGUGGACACGUUCCCGCGCUUUCUGGCGUCAGGGGUCAGAGGGCACGCCGCCGCUCAGGAGAACGGAGCAGAGGCCGCGGCUGCCAUGGGCGAAGCGGGCGGCGCUGAGGAGGCCUGCAGGCACAUAGGUACUAAAGAGGAAUUUGUUAAAGUCAGAAAGAAGGACCUGGAACGGCUGACAACUGAAGUGAUGCAAAUACGGGACUUCUUACCCAGAAUACUAAAUGGGGAGGUGCUGGAGAGCUUCCAGAAAUUAAAGAUUGUAGAAAAAAACCUGGAAAGGAAAGAGCAAGAAUUGGAGCAGCUGAAAAUGGAUUGUGAGCACUUUAAAGCCCGCCUGGAAAUCGUGCAGGCCGACAGCAUAAGAGACAAGAAGGAGAAACUGGCUCUUCGACAGCAGCUGAAUGAAGCGAAGCAGCAACUCCUGCAGCAGGCAGAGUAUUGUACAGAAAUGGGAGCAGCAGCCUGUACCCUCUUGUGGGGCGUCUCCAGCAGUGAGGAAGUCGUCAAGGCCAUUUUGGGAGGAGAUAAAGCUCUGAAGUUUUUCAGCAUCACUGGUCAAACAAUGGAGAGUUUUGUGAAGUCACUGGAUGGUGAUAUCAAGGAACUUGAUUCGGAUGAAAAUCAGUUUGUUUUUGCUCUGGCUGGAAUUGUAACAACGAUGUCUUAGCAUCUUCACCAAGAGUAGAUUCCAACUCAAGAAACCAGUUUCUUUGUUCUUCCAUAAGAAGCAACUCAUCUGUCGUUUCUGUCACCAC
Piliocolobus tephrosceles (Ugandan red Colobus) is the source of this 1034-nucleotide messenger RNA. It is a transcript of the gene HSF2BP, whose product is annotated as heat shock transcription factor 2 binding protein. The record is from RefSeq and is a predicted model, not a curated record. The transcript has 7 exons. Bases 20 to 946 code for a protein of 308 amino acids. Lineage: Eukaryota; Metazoa; Chordata; Mammalia; Primates; Cercopithecidae. Gene Ontology annotation, cellular component: cytosol.